AUGGAAAGCUGUAGAGUUGGGCUAAAAGUGGUGUUGAUUUAUGUAUUUGCUGUUUUAUGCAAUGGAGAAGAUCGCCACACAUACUUAGUUCUAAUGGAAGGAGACCCCGUUGCAUUUCAUCAGCAAGGAAAGCCUCAUCCCAACAGCGAAGCAUCAAAGGCCAUGCAUGCAAAGCAUUUGAUCAACUCUCACGACGAGUUUUUACAGAAGGCUCUUGAUGUUGGAAGCUACACCAAGCUUUACAGCUUCAAACACAUUGUUAAUGGCUUCGCUGUCCAUACUACCCCAACUCAGGUUGACAGAAUAAAGAAUGCCAGUGGAGUGAAGUUAGUAGAGAAGGAUAGAAGAGUGAAACAAAUGACAACUUACACACCUGAGUUUUUAGGUUUGCCGUCAGUUUGGACGCAAGAAGGCGGGGACAGAAAUGCUGGUGAAGGCGUGGUGAUCGGUGUUAUUGAUUCAGGAAUAAACCCUAUUCAUCCCAGCUUUGCUCCUGAUCAUGAUCCAACUGAUCCUUACACGUCGAAACCUCCUCAUUUUUCGGGGAUCUGUCAGGGCGGACCUUUGUUUCCUGAGACUUCUUGCAAUGGCAAGAUAGUUUCUGCUAGGUUCUUCUCAGCUGGGGCUGAAGCUACUGGCAAACUUAAUUCUUCUGCGGAUUUUCACUCCCCUUAUGAUGCCGUAGGUCAUGGGAGUCAUGUAGCUUCCAUUGCUGCUGGAAACCAUGGAGUUCCUGUUGUUGUAGAUGGAUUUUAUUAUGGAAGAGCCAGUGGAAUGGCACCGCGUGCGAGGAUUGCAGUGUACAAAGCUAUUUAUCCAAGUAUCGGGGCUUUAUCAGAUGUAUUGGCUGCAAUUGACCAAGCUGUGUUGGAUGGAGUGGACAUCAUAACGCUUUCCAUAGGACCGGAUGAGCCACCCGCGGACACUGUCACAUUUUUAGGCAUGUAUGACAUCUUCAUGCUAGCAGCCAAUAAGGCUGGCAAAUUUGUAGUACAAGCUGUGGGUAAUACAGGCCCCGGUCCGUAUACUGUGGUGUCAUAUAGCCCUUGGGCUUUUGGAGUUGCUGCUUCUGAAACUGACAGGAAUUACCCUGGCACCCUCAUUUUAGGUAAUGGUCAAAAGAUUAGUGGUGUGGGAUUAUCAGGUCCAAGUUUCGGGCAAGGCUUACUUCAACAUAAACUGGUCCUAGCCAAAGAUGCAGUGAGAGCAGAUGGAGACUUUCCUAAAACAUCAGAAUAUUUAGAAGAAUGCCAACAUCCUGAGGCACUGGUUCCUGAAGUGGUGCUAGGAAGUGUGGUGAUCUGCACAUUUUCAGAUGGUUUCUAUAACGGAACUUCAACCCUGACAGCGGUUAUUCAGACGGCGAAAAGUCUUGGUUUUAUGGGGUUUGUGCUUGUUUCAAAUCCAAAAUAUGGAGAUUUCAUAGCUGAGGCUAUUCCCUUCUUAGUUUCAGGCAUAAUGAUCCCUAGAACAAAAGAUGCACAAGUUAUAUCUCGCUACUAUGACCAACAAACUAUCAGAGACAAGAGCGGAUGCGUGAUAAGAUAUGAUGGAAGAGCGUCGAUUGGUGAGGGAAGAACAGCUUCUUACGCAGGAAGAGCACCGAUAAUCAGCAGAUUCUCUGCAAGGGGACCUGAUUAUAAAGAUCGAAACAGGACUGCAGUAGAUGUGCUUAAGCCUGAUAUUUUGGCACCAGGGCAUCAAAUCUGGGGAGCUUGGAAUCCCAUGAGUGUUUCAGAUCCCAUACUUGCUGGACAAAACUUUGCUCUACAAUCUGGUACCAGCAUGGCUACACCUCACAUUGCAGGUAUAGCAGCAAUUCUAAAGCAGAACCAUACUACAUGGACUCCGUCCAUGAUUGCUUCAGCAAUGUCAACAACUGCCACAAAAUAUGACAAUCAAGGAGAUAUAAUUAUGGCCCGUGGAUACGAGAUCGAUAGCUUAUACACAGCAGCUCCAUUUGGCUUUGGCUCUGGGCAUGUCGAUCCCAGUCGUGCUAUUGAUCCAGGACUAGUUUUCCCAGCUGGAUACGGAGAUUAUGUCAGCUUCUUGUGUUCGCUUCCAAACGUGGAUCCCUCAUCGAUUCAUGCAGUGACAGGAGGAUCAUGCACUCCCUCAUUUGGAAGUCCGGCUGACCUGAACGUGCCUUCGGUGACCAUAACAGCGCUAACCGGAUCAAGAACGAUUCGCAGGAGAAUGAUGAAUGUGGGAAGCAAGGCAGAGACCUAUGUAUGUGCAGGGCUGCCUCCACGUGGAGUGGCAAUCGAUAUACAUCCACAGUCGUUUAGAGUGGCUGCCGCCGGAGGAAUUCAAGUUCUGGAUAUAAAACUUACUGUUACGGAAGCAAUUAAUGACUUCAGCUUUGGUGAACUUGUUUUUACAGGAAGCCUCAAUCACAUUGUAAGAUUGCCAAUAUCAGUCUUUCCUGUUUCAUUGUCUUGA
Messenger RNA from Oldenlandia corymbosa var. corymbosa, 2442 nucleotides. The record is from the annotation of a GenBank genome assembly. Lineage: Eukaryota; Viridiplantae; Streptophyta; Magnoliopsida; Gentianales; Rubiaceae.